CACCGCACCGUGGUGCCCAGGCCUCGAGGCUCCGGGCCCGGCCUGUGGGACAUAGAGCAGAGUCUGGGGCUCAUUGUGAUUGGAAGGGGGCUUUCGGAAGGACUCAGGAAGCACAGCUCCGCCAAGAGCAGAGAUCCUCUCCCCACAAAUUUUACCAGAAGCGUACAGAAAGCCAUUGACAAAUAUGCCAGUGAGUCCCCCUCAUCCUUUUCAUCCAGUGGGAGCCGCACGCCCACGGAGGCCCACAAUUCAUGGCCUGGCUCUUCCACACAGAGUUCCACCACUGGAUUGUCCACAGAGAGGAGCUCAGUUUCUUCUUGGAGAGAUGAUGAAUUUGACAAAGUCAAUGCUCAGAAAGUCCGGCAGCUGUUUUGGGAGGUCGAGGAAAUGCUAUUCGAAGGGAAAGUGAGUCCCCAGACCCAGAAUCUUCUGGCCGAAUGCAGCGAGUGGGCAACGAGAUCCCUCCAUCUCAGGCUGUUAGGAAGACAACUCAUUCCGCCCAGUGAUGAAGGUUUUCGACACUUCCAGGGGAGCCUGCCUCGUUCUGCUACCCACGAACCUUUGCCUCCUGUUUCUGACCACAUCAGCAGUGUCAGAGAGCUGUGUAUCUCUGGCUCUCAGAUAGUCCCCGAGGCGCUCUCAGCCUCUACCCUGACAGAUUCUGAUGGCACAGAGCUGACUGACCCCACAUCAUGCUCAUCCCUGAAAGAAGAGGUGUACCACAUGGAUGGAAGCAUUGAAGAAUAUUUUGCUUUUGACAGAAAACAGGAUGGAGAUGAGCAUCUGGAACAAAACCCAACACUCCGUGACAGGAAGUGGCAUCGACACGGGCUUCCUCCCAUCUCCCCUCACGACUGUAUCAGAGAUGCUGUGGCAGCAGAAGUGUUCGAUCACGUUUGGAUCAAUGUGGUAGACAUACUGGAAGGUCUCAUUAGGAAAACCUGGGAAUCAGCACUCGCAGGCGAAAGAAAGCAUCAAGGAAAACCGAAAGCAGCAGAAAAUAGGACUCCACACACACUUGUGUCUCGUCUCAGCACUGACGUUUCCAGCGUCCCCCCAUCCCGAAGCUCUGAAACUCUCCACACGUCCUUGGCCUCCCACUUUAAUCCACCCCAGUUUUCUCAGCCCCAUCGCUUUUCCAGCAACUUCUACAGUGACUUGAGUGGUGUAAUGACGAUUCAAGCCAAACCGCUUCAGCAGAGACCCACUUAUUUUGCAGAUAAAACACAGAAUGAGCAGGAUGACAAACCGUCUGGUGGAGGGAUCGGUACAUCUUCACGUCACCGACUGGGCCGCAUCCCAGACUCUCGGGGCCCGCAGACUUCUGCCAAGAAAACACCAGUUCACAGGAGACUACCUUCAAUUGCUUCAGACCCACAGAGACUGAGAACCCCCACGGUCUAUAGUGAUGAAAUUCUGAGAGGAACCAAACUGCAAACUGGCCUUGACCACCUGCCCUCCUCAGCAGUUCCAACCUCCCGGAACCGGUUACCCCCGAUAGGCUCCGAGGCUGGGGAGCAGAAUACAGGAGCUUCCGGAUCCCGCCCUGUUUCUUACAGGGGAAGGCAUCCACAAAACCGUGUGCUCAGUGCAAUGCCUGAGAGCGUCGAACGGUCACCCCUUCGAGAAAGAACGAUUGUCCUGGAACAACUUUCAAGGCCCAGUACCACACAUACAUUCCGGUCAGACACACCAAGAAAAGGCUCCCUGACUCCCAUGGAAUUUGUUACUCACACUUGGACAGGUCAGAGUAUUUUGACAGGAAUUCAUGGUGAAAGGAGAGAAUCAAUUCCCAAGUUGUCCCCUGGCCUCUGUUCUCAGUAUCUACCUAAAUCUUAUCAGAGGACAACUCUGACUUCAAGAAAGAGGUUCCCAGUGGCAUCAUGAUAUCACUGCUCCGGAAUUAUGGACUUGCUAGAAUGUAUGAAGCCUUGGCCACAUCAUUUGUCACUGGAAAAGUCGAGGAACAAGUAUUACCUGGUGCAUCUACUCACCUCUCUGUCCGACAGCCAGAGAUGGUAGGGAACCGGAGAGAAACACAAGCGAAUAAGUAACUUGGUUGUGAACACUUGCCUUUGUACAGAGAGUAAAAGGUGAGCUCCCUAAGCCUGAUGGGAAGCUUGCCUGAGGCUCCUUGGACUCCAGAGCUCUGCUCAGAAGACCCUAGUUUGUCCCCAGAUUCUCUUUCUUCAUCGCUUGUACUUACAGCUGGUGUUCACACAAAGAUCAUGUGGGUGCGUUCUGUAAGAAUAUGCCAUUGUGUAACAUCUUGGUCUCAUUCUCUUAAUGAUGCUGUCAAAACUAAAUAGCAGUCAUAUUUGAGACUAUUUGUCCAUUUGAAAAAAUAGUCUUGUUCUCCUGCUCAUCAUGCUGACUUUAAAAAUAAUUACUGCAUAUGCAAUGUAUGAAGUGAUGGGUUUCGUGAUUGACAAGAUUUCUCGCAACUUUGUUACCACGUGAUACUUUGUUACCACGUGAUUAGUUGCGAGUAGUUGAGAAACGUCUUGCAAGUCAAUUGUGUUAAAACACUAUGGUAAACUAGUUUUCUGAGUCAAAUUUAGAGGGUGCAUUUAAAAGUAUCCCUUAUUUAAAGCUGAAUAUAAGCGAAAUCAAAAUCGUUUGCACACAGUCCUGACAUUAACAUUUCCAUUGGCGUGUUUGACACCUGGGCUGGGGGAAUUGGGGCAGCAGCAUCCUUGCUUCCUUCCAACCUAGCCUUUGCUCUGCCGUCACCUCUUCAACAGAGCCUCCCUGAGCCCUUGCUGAAAGCAGCAGUUCCCCCACCCUCUGCCCAUUCCCCACUUUGUAGUCUUCAGACCAUAUGUCCCUCUUGACUACUGGCAAGGCCCCUUUCUGGUAUCUAAUCCUGGCUCAUUUUCAUAUACGUGCAUUCCAAAUCAGCAUAAUCUCUUUUUAAAUUAGAUAUUUACACUGCAUCCACAUAAAUCUCUCUACCUAAAAUAAAUCUUACAUGCAUACACAUGUAUGUAUGCAUAUACCAUGCAAAUAUGAUAAAUGGUUUCAGCACAUUGGCUGUAAGAAGCGGGGACCAUUGUCUACUUAGAGAUGUUUGGAAGCUGGCCCAUCUGUAUAGAGCUGGAUCUGCUCUUUACAUCGAACGGCCAAGCAGAAGUGACUUUGGUGUCCCCUUCACUCCCUCCACUUAUUUACUGCAGCAGGAGAGAGAACGAACACCAGUCAAGUGUCUAUAUUGAGCCUUCCUUUCAGAUGGGCACGCUGAGCGCCACCUCCUCCGCCAAGGGAGUGUGCCAGACGUUCAGUUUCUCACUGCAAACAGACCAAAGCAUUUCAAGAAUUAUGUGACCCAUUUCUCACCAUAAGCUCUGGAGGCUCUUUGGAGAAAAUAUCAGUCUUAAUGCAACCGUUCUUUACACAGAGGGGUUUCUGGACGGAUGAGUGGCUGGAGUCCUGCCCUCCAGGCUCCUGGCUGGCUGCUCUGUGCUCCAUCAUUGCCGGUAGGGAAACCAUCCACUCUGCUCUCUCACCGUCCACUUCCUGUGAAUUCCUCGAUGCCAUCCAACCGUUUCUCUCUCAGCCCAAGGUUUACAAAGGGAGGUAGCUAAUAGGGCAUCUAAUAAGAUGACGAGUCUGAGAUAAAUUACUAUCUUAGAGCCAUGGAAGCCAUUGAAUAGUGCCCCCCCCACCAGUGUUUGUCUUCAGAGGUUUGAAGUUGGAAAUGUAUUAUCUAUAUCAGCAAGGACAAAGAGAACCAGGGACAGCUUUUAUCUUCCAGGCGUUUAAUUGAGGAGCAAAGGCACUGCUAGAGGGUGUCUAGACUCAGCGGCCUUACAGAUUCUAAGAGCAACCUUCUCCUGGAACUUAUUUCAUGCCUGUGUUAAGGGUAUUUUGUUUAUGGGUGAAAUGAGAUAUGUAAGUUAGUAAAUGAUGCUUGUGUGAGGACGGUACUGUUUAGACUGCAAAGGAAAAGUCAGGGGAGAGCUUCUACAAAAUUCUUCUUCCAUAAGUGAGUCUUAACUUAGGCUCUCUCUGAUAAAAAUUGAAAACAGGAAAUCACUCCUGAGGAAAAAAAUUUCAAAGGCGGGUUAGUGACUCCAUGAAUUAAAAUACCUUUAAUUUAUUCCAAACCAAAGAAAGGGUGAAAGAAUUUAAAAAUAAGUCAAGAAAUUAUACUAUUCUGUGGAAACCGGCUAGAUUAAUAAAGAAUAUAAAAGGAGCACGGAUCUUUAUGUUUGUGUUACUCUGAACUAGGAUGAAGUUUCGUUACUAAUUGCGAGGUUCACUUUUAACGCCAUAAGUCAUUUCAGUAUAUUUUUAUUAUCAUUGCUUUCUUAUAAUGAUGGAUGAUUGUUCAGUAAUUUUAAUCAUUUAAUUUUUAAUAAAAUGUAAAAUGUUAA
Messenger RNA from Myodes glareolus (Bank vole), 4376 nucleotides. Lineage: Eukaryota; Metazoa; Chordata; Mammalia; Rodentia; Cricetidae. The record is from RefSeq and is a predicted model, not a curated record.